Messenger RNA from Macrosteles quadrilineatus (aster leafhopper), 580 nucleotides. RefSeq names its product U7 snRNA-associated Sm-like protein LSm10 (gene Lsm10). Gene Ontology annotation, biological process: mRNA 3'-end processing by stem-loop binding and cleavage. The coding region runs from base 108 to 551 and encodes 147 amino acids. NCBI's taxonomy places the organism in Eukaryota, Metazoa, Arthropoda, Insecta, Hemiptera, Cicadellidae. The transcript is spliced from 3 exons. Gene Ontology annotation, molecular function: histone pre-mRNA DCP binding; U7 snRNA binding. Gene Ontology annotation, cellular component: nuclear body; cytoplasmic U snRNP body. The record is from RefSeq and is a predicted model, not a curated record.
UCUCUGCCUCUACUGUAGUUUUAAUUUCAAGUUUAACAAGAAUUACUUUACUUAACUUAAAGCAUUCUUUCCAAUAAUUCGAACCCAAGUAGCAUACGGGAUUGAAUAUGACCAAAGAAUUGGGACCAAGAGAAAGGUUUUUUGCUCUAAAUGGUCUGGUAUGUUUGGUGCAAUCUAUGGAAGGCAAAACAACAACGGUCGAUCUGAGAAAUGAAAGUUCUAUCUACGGAAAAAUUGAUGAUGUUGAUGCGUUUAUGAACAUCAACAUGUCUGAUGCUGUUCUUAUUAGCGGCUGUGGGAAAAAAUAUAAAUUUGAGAACUAUUAUGUUCAAGCUCGGAAUGUUCGCUAUGUACAUAUACCUCAAGAGGUGAAAAUAAUAAAGUCAAUAGAAAGGCAACUGGGAAAUUUUUUGAACCCUAGAAGAGGAAGACCAAGUGAAGAGUCAAAAAAAUCAUUCAAAGCUCGAAGAGCUGCAAGGAAACAACAAGAAACCAUUGCAAUGAUCGAAAAGAUGAAAGAAGACAGAUUGAAGAAAGAAAAAUCAGACUGAAAUUUGUUCAUACAUUGUUUUAAUAUAAU